UUUGUGCAACAGUCUGCUUGGCUUUUUGUGAACGCUGCAUCAUGGUGAAUGUGGACUGCAUCUGGGGUCUCUGCCUGUUCCUGUCUCUGAGUUUAGGAUGGACCCGGGCUCAGCAGAGCAACUACACCAGGCCUGUGUUCCACUGUGGGGGGGACCUGGUCUCAGACUCAGGCUUUGUUGGCAGUGAGGGGUUCCCAAGCUUUUACAAACCCAACAGUAAAUGUACCUGGCGUAUCACCGUCCCAGAGGGAACUGUAGUCAUGCUCACUUUCCGAAUAUUUGACCUGGAGGCUGAUUCUCAAUGUCGCUACGACUAUCUGGAUGUCUACAAUGGCCAGUCCAACCUGGUGCAAAAACUAGGCCGCUUUUGUGGAACUUUCCGUCCUGGCGCUCUUAUUUCCACCACAAACAACAUGAUGCUAGAGAUGGGGUCUGAUGAGGCGACGCAGGGCAGAGGGUUUGUGGCCUACUUCAGUGGAGCCAAACCAUAUGUAGAUGACCAUCAGUUCUGUGGGGGGAAGAUAACGAAGGCCAAGGGAGAGAUCAAGACGCCCAACUGGCCCAACAGCAAGUACCCUGCAGGGACCAGCUGCUCCUGGCUCAUCACUGUGGAGCCUGACAUGGUAAUCCAGGUUACGUUUGGUAAGUUUGUCCUGGAGGGUGAUUCCUAUUGUCGGUUUGACUAUGUGGCCUUCUUUAACGGUGGAGAGAAAGAUGAUUCACGGCUGAUCGGGAAAUACUGUGGAGAUCGGGCCCCACAGCCCAUCAUCACCAGCAGCAAUGUGCUACUGGUUCAAUUUGUGUCUGACCAAAGUGUGACAUCGGAUGGAUUCUUUGCUGAAUACACCAGCGUCCCACCUGGUACUCAGGUACCAACAUCCGACUCAGGAGCGGGCACCAGGUCCAUCCCCCCAAAACCUGCUGUAAAACCGGCUGCACCUGUCGCUACGGCACCACCACCCAAAUAUGUGCCCACAGAGGCAACCAAACCAGUGAAGCCCACGAGGGGCCGUGGAGAAGGCAACAGAGGGGUCCCUGUCACAAGACCAAAUGGAAAGAGGCCUGUCCCUCAAAACCCUGUCUGUGCCAAAGCCUGCAAGAGAGAAGGAACCAUCAAGACCAGUUUCUGUGCAAGUGAAUUUUUGAUAACUGGGAAGGUGACCUCUCUGGCCCCGGGGCCCCGAAGGACUCUUGUGGUCACAAUCUCCCUCACUAAGGCCUACAAAGCAGGUCGACUGAUAAUCACACAAGUGGGAGAAACCAUGUCGGUUAAACUGGUGUCCCAGUGCAAGAAGUGCCCAUUGCUCCGCAAAGGUGGCAGCUACAUUAUCAUGGGUCAAGUGGAUGGAGAAGGACGUGGUACCCUGGAACCCGGCGCAUUCACAGCUCCAUACAAAGCCUCACAUCACAGACUAUUAAUGAAUAUCAACAACCAACCAUGUUAACCUCACCCACAUGUGGAGGCUGGGGAUUCAGAUGACAUGUCAAACACCAGACAUUACAAUGUGAAAUACAGAUCAACUAAAGCACAGUAUUACUGAUACACAUAACUACAGUUUGUAUCCACCAUUUUAAAAGAAUACACAUUUGUUUUGUAUGCAAACACCUGCCACACCUAACCUACCUUGGUAAAUUCUAUGAAUAAAGGUUUUUAUAUAUCUUUCAAA
Molecule: messenger RNA, 1667 nt
Organism: Gymnodraco acuticeps
Lineage: Eukaryota; Metazoa; Chordata; Actinopteri; Perciformes; Bathydraconidae
Gene: pcolcea
Product: procollagen C-endopeptidase enhancer a
Exons: 9
Coding region: 42-1445 (467 amino acids)
Molecular function (GO): protein binding
Source: RefSeq, a predicted model, not a curated record